Messenger RNA from Fimicolochytrium jonesii, 1068 nucleotides. RefSeq lists its product as uncharacterized. The record is from RefSeq and is a predicted model, not a curated record. Gene Ontology annotation, biological process: clustering of voltage-gated sodium channels; cilium assembly. Gene Ontology annotation, cellular component: centriole. The transcript has 6 exons. Lineage: Eukaryota; Fungi; Chytridiomycota; Chytridiomycetes; Spizellomycetales; Powellomycetaceae. The coding region runs from base 59 to 958 and encodes 299 amino acids.
UGUCAGUCUGCAUCAGAAAGCUUUGCGAGACGAGAACCGCUUCGAAAAGGAGAAACAGAUGAUUGGCGAAAGAUCAAACGAUGCCUACCGUCGCUUGCGCAAUGCCGAGCGUGAUUUGGAGGAGACUAAGGAGGACCGCGUGAGACUCCUUACGCAGCUCACAAAUCUCGAACACGCACAUAAGAAGCUGGCCGAAACGAAACAGAAAGUAGUCGCGCAGCACGAGGCCGACUCCGCGGCCAAGACGGAAAAGUACGAGGCACAGAUCAAGGAUCUAGGCCUCAAGUUGGAGAACGUGACUGAAGCACAUGCGAGGACGUGUCGGGAUAUCCAGCAGCUGCUUGUGGAUCAGAAGCGGAUGGCUGAGAAGUGGAAACAAGAAACAACACACCAAGCGCUACAACACGAACACCUAAUCGAAGACCUCCGCACGCAGCUGCACCGCUGUACCACCCGCAUCGAAGAACUCGAAUCGCAGCUUCUCGCGAUCGAGUCAAGGCGGAAUGACCUGGUUGCCCGGCUGCAGGAAGAGAAGCAGCAGCACACCCGAGUCGGGACGCGAUGCCAGGCGGCCGAAGCGAGGGUCGAGGCGCUGCUAAGGCAGGUCUCGGGAUUGGCGGCGAAAGAGGUCGAGCUGGUUGAGGAUCGGAAACGGAUGCAGAAGGAGCUGGACCGAGCCCACCUUGAGAAAGAUCGACUCGAACGAGAGAACCUGCAUAAGAUUCGGUCCCUCAGGAUGAGCAGCCCGACCCGGUUCAGAUCAUCUACCCGAUCCGAAGGCCCGCUUGAAGACGAUGAUCUAUCUGUUCUGGAAGACGUGACAAACCGUGAGGUGAAAGAACUAAGGGCGGACAUCGAUCGCGUGAAACAACGGUCGUUAAACCGCCGGCACCACAUGGACGAUAUCGUUUUGGCUGCGGGGCUCGACGAUGAUGCGGAGGACGAGUUAUCGGAUUGAUGGACAGUGUUUUUGGAAUAGGCAGAUACGCUGAUGUUUUAUGAAGGUUGCAUUGCUUGUCCGUCGAGUACAUAUGUAUAUUACCAUUAUAGCACACAACGUUCGCUCUG